GUAUACUUUUAUUUUAUGCGUAGGUCACAAAAUUUAUUCUCAUCUGCCUGCAAUUUUUUUUUUUAUAUUUGGUAUGAUGCUUGCAGUAUACUUUUAUUUUAUGCCCUGGUUUAAUUAUCAUAGUUCUUAUUCCCGGUUAAUAUAAUUGUGGUUUAUGGAUACUCCUAAUGGCACAACAGUAAAAAAUAAAGAUUGUUUUAAAGGCUCGAUGGUGUAUCUACGGUUGCAAUUGGAAUUUAGUUUUUUUUUUUUUUCAUUAUAGCGGCCAUAUGCUCUUUAAUAGCUAAUGAAAGUUGUACCUAAAUUGAUUGUAUUGACCAAGACAUAAUCGAAGUGAAACGAACAGAUUUAAAGGAUUGAUGUAAGUAAGAACCGCCAUCGCAAUUAGCUUCAUGUAGUUUGCAACCUCAUUGAAACUUACGCGAAAGGCAACUUGAUAGAACUUUGAGCUUGCCUACCUUGGCUGAGGACCUUAUUCUCUUUUUUUUUUAAUGACCUAGCCUGACUAUGUUCUAUGAAAUGUUAUUAGCCUUUUUAAACAUGAGCAUAUCAAUUGGAUAAAUUCUAUACUGAGAGAGUUGAAUAUUGUAUUCUAGUAUUGAUGGUGACAACUUUUUUUUUUCUACUAGUAAUUUCUUACUAGCAUGGUUGUAUUGUACAAUUUGGAGUUGAAGCAUCUUGAUGUCAAGAUUGCUUUCCUGCAUGGAUAGUUAGAGGAAUAGAUUUGUAUGAUUCGGCAUAAGGGUUUGUGAUCAAAGGUAAGGGGGCCCAUGUCUGCUAGCUGAAGUAGUCAUUGCACGACCUGAACCAAUUUACUCGACAAUGAUAGAAACACUUUGAUACUUUCAUCCUUAGACAUGGGUAUGUUAGAAUUAUGAUAAUUUGCCGUAUUUUAAGAGAAUUACUAAUGGGCUCGUUCAUCUAGUUGUUGCUCUAUGCGGAUGAGAUGUUUCUUGCUGCAAAGUUUGCUGCAGAGAUCAAUAAGUUGAAGACGCAGCUUGACUCAGAAAUUUGAAAUGAAAGAUUUAGGUUCAGCAAAGAAAACUUUUUGGGUAUAGAAAUACAUCAAGAUAGAAAGCUAGUUAAACGGUGGCUAUCUCAAAAGGAAUACAUUGAGAAGGUCCUCACAAGAUUCAGGAUGGAGAAUUUAAAGCUUGUGAAUAUUACGUGCCAAAGGAUGUUGGAUGAAAAGACAGAGACUACUCCCUCAUCUUUUGAGGGAGCAAGUGCAUCUUGUGGCUCUCAUGCUAAGACCAUCUCAAAGGAGGAAGAAAAAGAAGAAUGGGAUGAUGUGAGAUGUACUGUGUGCCUAGAGCACCCUCACAAUGCUGUUCUCCUCUUAUGCUCUUCUCAUGAACGGGGUUGCCGCCCGUACAUGUGUGACACCAGCUACCGCCACUCCAACUGCCUCGAUCGCUUCCACAAAGCCUUCUCCUCAGACACCCCUUCCCCUUCCCCUUCUCCUAUAUGCUUGGAUCAACUUUUUUGCCCAUUAUGUCGAGGCCAUAUUAAGGGAUGGGGCGUGGUGGAGAAGGCUCGCUCGUGCUUGGAUGCCAAGUUAAGGGGUUGUGCAAACGAGUCUUGUGGGUUUAGAGGAAGCUAUGAAGAUUUGAGGGUUCACGCACGUGCAGUGCAUCCUUUGGUUCGACCCUCAGAGGUGGACCCAGAGCGCGAGCGCAUUUGGAGGAGUUUGGAGCAUCAUCACAAUCUCAACGAUGUGCUGAGCACAAUCAUGCCCGGGGCAACGAUGCUUGGUGAUUAUGUUAUUGAAGGGGGUGCAGAGAGCGAGGAAGAUUUAAUGGAUUUUCCUGGUGAUGAAGGCAAUGGGUGGAAUGUUUUUGUUGUGUUUCAGGUCUUUAGUCCAGUGUCAGGGACGACUGUGUCAAGAGCGACAAGGAGGAGGCCAAGACGGAUUGUUUGGGUUCGAGGAGAUGAUGAAGAUGAAGAGUCUGCCCCUCAAAGGCGGCGUGUGAAUGGCGAACAGGAUGAGCAGCCCUGAGUGGGUGUCAAACAUCUUAAGGCGUGCUAUUUUGUGCCGGAUGGGGGAUGUAUGUGAGAGAAUCUGCUGGAAGGGAGAGGGAGGCAGAGAGGGAGAAGACCUCUCUGCAGAAUUGAUACCUCAUCUAGGUGAAAUGGAGUAGAAGCUGGUGGUGGAAGCACAUCUAACAUAGCAGAUUGGUACUUACCUGACGAGUUUAGUCGUUAAGCGUAACGAGUCUAAAGGUUCAAUUCUCAAACCUCACCUCCUCAAUAAAUAAGGGGGAAUGAAAACUUGGACCAAUAGAACCAGAAUUACCCACCAGCCAGAAACUUCCUUUUCAUAAGCAUUAUCGUGAGAGAAGUACGCUAUUCUCAAAAGCUAAGGGGAGCAGUCGUCCACUGGGAAGGUUCGUUCUUUUGAGUCUUUUCUUGUUUUUUGGGGGCAGGGGCGAAGAAGAAAGGCGGAUUUGUACAUCAAUUCCAAUGGUAAAUUUUGUGCGCUAAGUUAUGUGAUUUUAACAAUUGC
This is a messenger RNA of Amborella trichopoda, 2506 nucleotides long. RefSeq lists its product as uncharacterized. The record is from RefSeq and is a predicted model, not a curated record. Lineage: Eukaryota; Viridiplantae; Streptophyta; Magnoliopsida; Amborellales; Amborellaceae.